AUGGUGGUUCCUUCCCACACGUCAUAUGCUGAUGACAUUAUGCUUUUCACUAAAGGAAACAGAUCUUCUUUGGAUGCUAUUGCUAAUCUCUUUCAACAAUGUGCUGAUUUCUCAGGUCAGGUUUGUAAUACAUCCAAGUCAAUUUUAUAUGCUGGUUCAAUGUCAGUUGCUAGGCAUGGUAUGUUGGCAAAGAGGAUUAGUUCCACUAUGGGUCAGAUUCCUUUUAUUUAUCUUGGAGUUCCAAUCUUCAAAGGGAGACCAAAAAAAGCUUACCUUCAACCAAUUGCGGAUAUAAUCAAAGGUAAACUUACUGCAUGGAAAGCUUCACUCUUGUCUAUAGCUGGGAGAAUUCAAUUAGUAAGGUCAGUAAUUCAAGGAAGAUAA
Molecule: messenger RNA, 384 nt
Organism: Vicia faba (fava bean)
Lineage: Eukaryota; Viridiplantae; Streptophyta; Magnoliopsida; Fabales; Fabaceae
Source: the annotation of a GenBank genome assembly